GUCAUUCUAACUAGUGGGCUGUCAGAGUGAUUUUUACUGAAAAUAUCUUUUAUCUUGUAAAUUUGGUUAAAAUGUCUACAAGUAAAUGUCAUUUUUUAUUAAAAGGUGAACCAGGCGUGGGAAAAACAACACUUGUAAAUAAAGUAAUUGAAAAGCUGAAAGAAACCAACAUACCUCUAAAAGGAUUUUAUACACUCGAAAUUCGUAAUGCCUCAAAGCAACGAAUCGGUUUCGAUUUAAAAUCUGUUGAAGACAACUCGUCAAAACCUUUAGCUCGUGUAGAAUCAAGUGAAGCGCCAGGCAAAUGCAGAGUUGGAAAAUACACAGUAUAUCCAGAAAAUAUAGAUUCUUUUGCUUUACCGCUUAUUGAAGAUUUUCAGAAAACUCGAGGAGUUAUAAUUAUCGAUGAGAUUGGCAAAAUGGAAAGUUUUAGUAAAAUUCUAUUUAAGCAAAUAUCGAAAUUAUUUUUUAAUUCAAAUUCAAUAAUAAUUGCAACUUGUAAUGCUGUUGGAAAACCGUUACCAUUAGUUGAAAAUAUUCAGUUGAAUCCUAAAUGUCGAAUUAUUCAGGUGAACCAAAAUAAUAGAAAUAAUUUAGUUACUUAA
This is a messenger RNA of Chrysoperla carnea, 605 nucleotides long. Its product is annotated as cancer-related nucleoside-triphosphatase homolog. The transcript is spliced from 5 exons. NCBI's taxonomy places the organism in Eukaryota, Metazoa, Arthropoda, Insecta, Neuroptera, Chrysopidae. The coding region runs from base 72 to 605 and encodes 177 amino acids. Gene Ontology annotation, molecular function: ATP hydrolysis activity. The record is from RefSeq and is a predicted model, not a curated record.